AAAAAGAGAACGACUACUUAGGGAAUUUAAUUGUCUGGUUAAGAAUGAAAUGGUACAUUGUGCCUGUUAGAUCCAAAACCCUUUUAUGUGUGACGUCCAUUCAACAUUGAGAUAUAAAUUUUGAUUUGGUCCGUUAAACAUGAACUCUAAAGCAACCAUUUCCAUGAAUCUGAAUUAUCAAAGUUAUCCACUUUACUUCAUUCACCUUAAUUGCAACCGUUUUGUUGGACUUGACCCGUGUGGUUAGAAGUGAAGUUUGUUUGUGCCGUCGUGAAACAAACGGUUUCCAACUUCAUCAUAGUUGAAAAUUAAACUAAAGAGGAGUUUGAAAAUUUGGCUUUUCUUGUGGGGCAAAUAAGGACCGGUACGGAGCAACGGUGGUAGAACGGGUUUCCGAUUCUCAACCCUAGGCGGUUAGGCGUCCAUCCCUGUCGUCGCUAUCCUGGGAUUUGCCUUGGCUUCUCCCACUUUCCCAUUCUGUGAAAGGAAUUCCUAUCCGCAAAGCCUGAGCGCCCCCGUGCGGAGCGGCCGUGCGCCUCCGUCGUCCUCCUCGUCCUCGUUUCUUCCACCCCGCGGCCAUCAGCCAAUCCACCACGGCCGUGCCAGCCAGGCGAAAAGGCCGCCUCCUUUCCUUUCCCUUUCCCAGCCAGCCUUUGACCGCAGAAUUCCCGCUCCAACCUUCCCUUCCAGCCGAGCGAGCCCCGUGGCAUAAAUAUACCUCUUCUGAAUACCAUCCGCGUCAAAGGGGAGAGGGAGAGGCGAGCUCCAGCUCCCCGCGAGCCUCAGCCCUCUGGAGACCUGCGCGGUAGCGGCGGCUGCUAGUGCUACAGGCCGGCCGGGGAGCAAUGGCGGCGGAGUCGCUGUCCAGUUUCUUGGACAUCCGCGCGGCGGCGCCGUUCCUGGUGGCGGCGGUGGCCUUCUACUUCCUGGUGGAGCAGCUGUCCUACCACCGCAAGAAGGGCCCCCUGCCGGGCCCGCCGCUCGUCGUGCCGUUCCUCGGGAGCGUCGCCCACAUGAUCCGCGACCCGACGGGGUACUGGGACGGGCAGGCGGCGCGCGCCAAGAAGUCCGGCGCGGGGCUCGCGGCGGACUUCCUAGUGGGGCGGUUCAUCGUGUUCAUCCGCGACUCGGAGCUGUCCCACCGCGUGUUCGCCAACGUCCGCCCCGACGCGUUCCACCUCAUCGGCCACCCCUUCGGCAAGAAGCUCUUCGGGGACCACAACCUCAUCUACAUGUUCGGCGAGGACCACAAGGACCUGCGCCGCCGGAUCGCGCCCAACUUCACCCCGCGCGCGCUCUCCACCUACGCCGCCCUCCAGCAGCGGGUCAUCCUGGCGCACCUCCGGCGGUGGCUCGACCGGAGCGCCGCCGAGGGCGGUAGGGCCUUCCCAAUACGGGUGCCCUGCCGCGACAUGAACCUGGAGACCUCGCAGACGGUGUUCGCGGGGCCGUACCUGAGCGAGGAGGCGCGGCGGCGGUUCGCGAGCGACUACAACCUCUUCAACGUCGGGCUGAUGGCGAUGCCCGUGGACCUGCCGGGGUUCGCGUUCCGGCGCGCGCGGCAGGGGGUGGCGCGGCUGGUGCGCACGCUGGGCGAGUGCGCGCGGGAGAGCAAGGCGCGCAUGCGCGCCGGCGUCGAGCCCGAGUGCCUGGUGGACUUCUGGAUGCAGGACACGCUGCGGGAGAUGGAGGAGGCCGCAUCGGCGGGGCGCCCGCCACCUGCGCACACCGACGACGAGGAGAUCGGCGGGUUCAUGUUCGACUUCCUCUUCGCGGCGCAGGACGCAUCCACCUCAUCGCUCUGCUGGGCCGUCUCGGCGCUGGACUCCCACCCGGACGUGCUCGCCCGCGUGCGCACCGAGGUGGCCGCGGCCUGGUCGCCGGAGUCGGGCGAGCCCAUUACCGCGGAGAAGAUCCAGGAGAUGCGGUACACCCAGGCGGUGGCGCGCGAGGUCGUCCGGCACCGGCCGCCGGCGACGCUGGUGCCGCACAUCGCGGGGGAGCCGUUCCAGCUGACGGAGUGGUACACGGUGCCCAAGGGCGCCAUCGUGUUCCCGUCGGUGUACGAGUCGUCGUUCCAGGGGUUCCCGGAGCCCGACGCGUUCGACCCGGAGCGCUUCUUCUCCGAGUCCCGGCGGGAGGACGUGGCGUUCAAGCGCAACUUCCUGGCGUUCGGCGCCGGGCCGCACCAGUGCGUGGGGCAGCGGUACGCGCUCAACCACCUGGUGCUGUUCAUGGCGCUGUUCGUAUCGGUGGUGGACUUCCGGCGGGAGAGGACGCCGGGGUGCGACGACCCCGUGUACAUGCCGACCAUCGUGCCCAAGGACGGCUGCGCCGUGUACCUCAAGCAGCGCUGCGCCAAGUUCCCGUCCUUCUGAGUUCCGAGCCGUAGGCAGGCAGGUCCCCUUGUCCUCUUGCUCCUCUUGCCCCUGCUGCCUGCCAUUCCGUGUCUCUCCAUUUUUCUUUUCGAUUCCUUGGCGGGGCAGGUCGUGUCCGUCGCUGGUGAUGAUGAUUUGUAGGUUGUGGUGUUGGCUUGCUCGUGUCUGAUCUGUGGCGGGGACACUCCAUUCAAUUAUUUUGUUGGCAAUUGGGUUAGGUUUGGUUGGGUUGGGACUGUAGCUUUGCUCUGCUCUACUAGUGCUCUGCUCCGCUCGGGGUCCCUGUCUGUCCAGUGCAGACUCCACACCCCAGAGGUGGAAGGAGAUACUAGCACAAGCACCGCACUGUGUGGAUGAAUAGUACAACAACUGGGUUGGUGACUGCAUGUGCGGUGUACUGUUGGCUGGUGAGCGGAGCUGGCGCGUAUAUCUGGCAAUGAUGGUCGAUGAAUUUGGCAACAAAAAUAGGUAUCGUAUGUGGACUGUGUACGCGCGCACUGUUCCUUUCAUCGUUUCGUGCUUGCUGCUUCUGCUUGGAUUUCGUGGAGUGUAUGGAAAGCUGGAAGCUUCCAGUUAGCGUCCACUGCUUGCGGUUAAACUGCGUGAAAAUGGCCCGUAGUUUGUUCUGUUUAUGGCACGUUUGACCAGGCCAAAUAUGCUGUUGCUUCUUCCUUAGCUUA
Setaria italica (foxtail millet) is the source of this 3058-nucleotide messenger RNA. Its product is annotated as cytochrome P450 710A1. The record is from RefSeq and is a predicted model, not a curated record. The transcript has a single exon. Gene Ontology annotation, molecular function: iron ion binding; monooxygenase activity; heme binding. Gene Ontology annotation, biological process: sterol metabolic process. The coding region runs from base 846 to 2378 and encodes 510 amino acids. NCBI's taxonomy places the organism in Eukaryota, Viridiplantae, Streptophyta, Magnoliopsida, Poales, Poaceae.